This is a messenger RNA of Tauraco erythrolophus (red-crested turaco), 897 nucleotides long. RefSeq names its product epithelial cell adhesion molecule (gene EPCAM). The record is from RefSeq and is a predicted model, not a curated record. NCBI's taxonomy places the organism in Eukaryota, Metazoa, Chordata, Aves, Musophagiformes, Musophagidae. Gene Ontology annotation, molecular function: cadherin binding involved in cell-cell adhesion. Gene Ontology annotation, cellular component: bicellular tight junction; membrane.
CUCCUGCUGCUGCUCUGCGCCGCUGCCUGUGCCCAGCAGACGUGCGUCUGCGAGAAGAACAAGCGCGUCACCAACUGCCGGCGGGUCGACGGCGUCUGCUGGUGCGACUCGGUGGGCUCCGGCGUGUCCGUGAACUGCAACACUCUGACUUCAAAAUGCCUGUUGAUGAAAGCAGAAGUGACGGGCUCAAAAUCAGGUCGUCGUGAGAAACCAAAAGAAGCAUUUGAAGAUACAGAUGGCCUUUAUGAUCCUGAGUGUGAAAAUACUGGUGUUUUCAAGGCGAAGCAGUGCAAUGGAACCACCUGUUGGUGUGUGAAUACAGCUGGUGUUAGAAGAACGGACAAACAUGAUGCAGACUUGAAGUGCAAUCAGUUAGUCAGAACGACGUGGAUCAUCAUUGAAAUGAAACAUGCUGACAGAGACGCUCCUCUGAACACUGAAUCUUUAAAGAAGUUCUUCAAGGACACAAUCACCAAACGUUAUAUGCUGGAUGGACGCUAUAUAAGUAGUGUUCUGUAUGAAAAACCUUACAUUACUAUUGAUUUGAAGCAAAAUUCGUCAGACAAAUCUUCUGGAGAUGUGGAUAUAGCCGACGUGGCCUACUACUUUGAAAAAGAUGUAAAAGGUGACUCCAUCUUUCAUAAUAACAGACUGAACGUCAGCAUUGAUAAUGAAAUGCUUCGGUUUGAGAAGACAGUGGUCUACUAUGUUGACGAAAUAGCACCGGAGUUUACCAUGAAGUCUUUGACUCCCGGCCUCAUUGCUGUCAUUGUCGUACUAAUACUAGCAAUAGUUGCUGCAAUUGUUGUCCUGGUCCUCACAAGGAGGAGGAAAGGGAAGUACGUGAAAGCAGAGGUAAAGGAAAUGAAUGAAAUGCAUAGAGGGCUGAACUCGUAA